Condylostylus longicornis is the source of this 1596-nucleotide messenger RNA. RefSeq lists its product as uncharacterized. The coding region runs from base 128 to 1366 and encodes 412 amino acids. The transcript has 2 exons. The record is from RefSeq and is a predicted model, not a curated record. Lineage: Eukaryota; Metazoa; Arthropoda; Insecta; Diptera; Dolichopodidae.
AACUCAAUGAAACGAAAAUAAAUUUGAAAAUUAAAAAAGUGAAAAUCCAUUUUUUUUUGUAUCACAGAGCAGAGCAAUUCAAGAAAAACUAUAACAAAUGGAAAAUAUUUAAAUAUUUUCAGUUAGCAUGAUAUUUAAGAAUCGUGACUUUUAUUUAAUUUUAUGGUGGAGUGUUUUAAUUCAUGUGAAUUCCGCAAAAACAGAAAGAGAGGAUGAUCAUGUUCACAUUAAAGUUCAUGUUCCACAAAUAUACAAAAAACAUUUUCACCAUAAAACAAUAGCAAAACAUCAUUUUCACUUUCCAAAGAAAAUUAAUUUUCAACCAACACAUCCAGAAUCUGUAGCAACAAAUAUUGAACCAGAAAUUGAUUUUCCACUUUUAAGUGCACCUGUUGUUGACAAAUUCAUAAAAUGGCAAGAAAAACCACAUACACCAUUUACUUGGCAAAACAGUGAUCAAUCAAUUCAUGAUUUUAUUCCUGAAAAAUUAAAAACUUUAAAAUCUCCUUCAAAUAUUGAAAUUGACGAAUACAAAAUUUUAAAUGGCAGAAAUAAUUAUAAAUAUCAUGAUUUGGAAACAGAAUACUUUCCACACAAAUACGCUCAAAAAUUUUAUCCACAUCAAAAUUCAAUAAGUGGUAUAAAAGAUUUUCGAAUAAAUAUUGAAAAUGAUUAUAAAAAAAAUCCAAUCAAACAAUAUUCCAAUUAUCGUGAUGAUGAAGAUGAUGAAGAUCAAGAACAACGUGAUGAAUAUCAUGAAGAUGCAGAUGCAGAUAGUUAUUUAGAAAAUACUGAAACAAUACAUUCACCAUCAAAUUCACCUUAUUCACCACAAAAUAUACCAAUUAUAAGCGGUCCCGGGCAUUAUUAUGAUGCUGUACCAUCAUCACAUUCAAAUGAUCAUUAUUAUUCAACAAAUUAUAAUUCUGAUUCAGAUCUAUUACAACACGGAAAACGUGCUGUUAAUAAUAGCUAUAAAAAACAAAAAUAUAAAAGACCAUACCGUGAUUACAAGGAAUCAUUAAAAUUAUAUGAUGAUGAUAAUAUUUGGAUAUCUAAUUUUCCUCCACAAAAUCAUUUUAGUGAAUGGAGUCCUAAUAUUUUCGGUAAAACACCACCAGUCAUUGAUCAUAGUAAAACAAAAUUAAGUGGAAGGAAACCAUUUGGUUUUAGUUCAGAUAAUGAAUUUCAAACAUUGAAUCAAGGUGGUAAUAAUUAUAGCAAUAAUAAUUUUGAACCAUAUUUUGGAAAAAAUUUGGAAAUGAGUGGUUUAAAUGAUUAUCGUCCAAAAUAUAAAAGACCGAAAAGAAAAUUUAAACCGAAAAAAAAUAGAUACUCACAUAGCGGACCCGCUUAUGCUUAUUAAAAUUAAUCUUGCAAAUCUUCUAUAGAAUAUAAAGUUUUACCUGAAUUCAAAAAUGGCGUCCUAAUAACAUAAUCUAUAAUUCAGCUUAUACGUUAACUGCUGAAUUUAGUAAAAAUGUAGCAUUAUUAAACUUCUUAAUUUAUAAUACACAUUUUGGAACUCAAGAAACGGUCUGAAUCAGCGAUUAGCACUUUACGCUAAAUAUUUUAACAAAACAGUAUGUUACUGCA